Messenger RNA from Equus caballus (horse), 2321 nucleotides. RefSeq names its product interleukin 20 (gene IL20). NCBI's taxonomy places the organism in Eukaryota, Metazoa, Chordata, Mammalia, Perissodactyla, Equidae. The record is from RefSeq and is a predicted model, not a curated record.
GGAAAAAAUUAAUCACUAAAGAUACAUAAAAACGCUAGAUAGACAGAUAGGUCGAUGAUCGAUAGGUAGGAGUACUCAGUUUUCCUUUGGUCUUGGGUUCCAAUAUGUCUCAGCGUGGCACCAGCGGAUUCUGUUUUAUUUAAAAUGCUGAUAUUUUGUUCGUCAUGGAUUUUUUCAUUAAUUUUGAUAGUGCGUUAAAAUAUUAUUUAUCUUGAUUACUGAGGCUUUUGGUGUCCCCUUAAAUUUUGUGCCCAAGGUGAGUGCUUCACUCUCCUCACCCUAAUCCCAGCCUGUUAUCAUCUUAUCUUAAAACUCAGAGGACACCAGAAAAUGCCCUCUUUCACAGAGCAGCUUCACCCCGAGAAGAACUGAGCUCCCUCCCUGCCUUUCUCCUCUUUCUUUUGGGAUCGCUUACUUGACCUGCAGCCUGAGUUGCAGGGCCAGGAAAGCCUGGGGUCUUGGAUUCGGCCGUGUGUACCUGACUACCGUCUUCCUGUAGAGGGGGCUGUGGAGCCCAGAGACCUCGGGAGGGAGGAGGAGCCUUAGGUGGAACUGGGCUAGCGCCCGCGGUAUUUUGCCUUUCCCUGCCAGUAGGUCUGUUAUGAAAUCAUUGCCUUUCUAUCUGCCUUCGGGGCUGAAAUAAAUCUAUAAUCCCCAAAUAACCCAUGUGUUUUUGGUGGCUCAGCUAAAACUUCUCUGAAGUCCUCUUUCCCCCAGUUCCCCUGUGGGUUUAGGGGACCAGGAGGGUGAGCAACACGGGCAUUCUGGAAGGAAAGACUCUGUACGUUAUUUCGCCAAAACGAGUUUUGACAUUUUCCCUGAAAUGUCGUCCUCUGUCUAUUCACUGCAAGUGCCUGCUGCUCCAGGCUUUGUGUGCCGGGCAAUGACGACGGGGCUGGGGUGGGGACAGGAUAAAGGAGCUGGGAUCUGUAGCACCAACUCACACCCAGACCCUGAACAAGCACAGGAAGGGAAGGCUUCUCUUCCAGGAGGCUCAGCAGUUCUUCUUAGUAAGUUACAUGAAUGGGCCAGACCCUGGGAAGCCAGAUAAAGCUAUUAAGUUUCACUCUCAGGGGACACCUGGGAGAGGCUUGUCCCUGGUGACUGGGUUGGCUUCUUAAGGCACGAGAUGGGGAAAUCAUUAAAGUCGGGCUCUUUCCUGUGAAUCCCCAGCUCCCGUGGUCUCCAGAUUGCAGCACAAGAUGGACGGCUCUGGUCUUGCCCUCUGCCUUCUUGCUGCUGUGUUUUGCCUCUUCUGGACACCGUCUGCUGGGCUGAAGACACUCCAUUUGGGAAGCUGUGUGAUCACCACAAACCUUCAGGAAAUGCGAAAUGGAUUUUCUGAGAUACGGGACCGCGUGCUAGCUGAAGAUGAGAUCAUUGACGUCAGAAUCUUGAGGAAGAUGGUGUCUUUGCAAGACACAGAGCCUGCAGGUCAGUGCUGCCUCCUCCGCCAUGUCCUGAGACUCUACCUGGACAAAGUCUUCAAAAACUACCAGACCCCUGACCACCACAUCCUCCGGAAGCUCAGCAGUCUUGCCAACUCUUUUCUUACCAUUAAGAAGGACCUGCGGCUGUGUCAUGACCGUAUGACAUGCCCUUGUUGGGAGGAAGCAAUGGAGAAAUACAGCCGGAUUCUGAGUCACUUCGAAGAGCUUAAGCCUCGGGAAGCGGUGGUGAAGGCUUUGGGAGAGCUCGACAUUCUCCUGCGAUGGAUGGAGGAGGCGGAAUAGGAAAAGGAUGACACGGCUGAGUGUAUUCCUGGCCAAGAGUCCCAGCCCUUAGUCCAUGUGGAAGCAGGACCCCAAAACACCAUCUCUUUGUUUUGUAAUUUAGUGCUGGUCACUGUGUACCUUAUUUAUUUAUUAUUGGUUUCUUUAUUGUGGUUGUCUUCAUGUGUCCCCAUUCUUAAUCUAGAUCACGGUUUUAUAAGAUUUUAGCAACAUCUUUUCUACUGUUGGAUAUAUUUAUCAGUUAACAUUUUUAUUUAUUUUUGCUAUUUAACUUAUUUUUGUACUUGAUGUAAGACUUUCUAAAAAAAAUUCCUGGAUUAUAUUUAUAGCCUGACUAGAGCAUGUCACGUAUUUCCGUACAGUAAACAAACUCUAUAAAUUCUAGAGGAGCAGCUCAGGGGGUUAUUGGUUUUUAUCAAAUUAAGGACAUCUUUACUGAUGCCAGUGCUCUCUGAGAACCAAUGGCUACUCCGUGUGGGUCGUGCAAGAAGUUCCGCAGUGAAAUUGCAGCCUUGUCUUACAGUUAUUGACCACACUACCCAACUCCCCAAACCCAUACUUGCGUGUCUUCCAGCUGUGAAAUCUGGU